AUGGCGACGCCGGUACCGGAGCUAUGGCAGAAAUGCAGCAGGGGGGAUUUCUAUGCGUCAAUGCAAUACUUGUCCAAGCAGCCUGCUACUACGGCUAUCAAAUUACUGGCCUUCUCCGAAGAUCAAGUUGAACAGGCCCAACAUACGACAGCAGACAUCUAUGAGAGGCUAUUGCAGGAGGCGAUACUCAAACCCCAAGACCUGGAGCCAGAUAUGCGAAGACGAAUGCAAGAUCGCCUUUAUGCGGCAAACAGACAAGAGAAUCUACACCGGUACAUCGGUAUAAGAUGGCAGUCUGAUUGGUGGAGAGCUUUCCAGUUCAACAAGCCGCCUAGCCGUCGAUUCCUCUUGCCAAUCAAAAAGAUAGCCAGGUCCUAUAACCUUCAGGAGGCGGUAUCAUUGAUUCAGUCCAAAAACCCGGGCUGGAAUUCACCUGCAGAGCGCCUCUUCAAUGACGUCGCCAAGGCCCUCGAUGGCGACCCGCAAACCUCGACCAAACGUCAUCAUCAAGACAGCGACGGCGAUUCAUUUGGCAACAGCGUCUCUAAAAAGGUCGCCAAGGGCACGAUCGACCGUCCUCGAACCCGAAACGAUCACGACGACGGCAGCGGCGAUACGGCGAGCCAUAUCAAGCGGAGAAAGGUGGUGCAGAAUUCGCCCGGCGAGGUGCCUGGGCGAGUCUCUCUUGAGUCGGUCGACGCAGACGAUGAGACGUCUGAACGAGACUCGACUCAGCCGAUCGACACAGACGGAAGUGGUCCAGAGCAGCACGCUGGGAAAGAUGGACCACAGCGGAACGACGGCGGCGAAUCUCCGAGGGAAAUUUCGCUCGGUACGCCAGAGCCGUCAGCGCCAAAUCCUCCUCCUCCUUUGCUGUGGGUGAUAGACAGCGAGGCUAUGGCGGCCACAGUGGUUACCCGGGGAGCCAACCUCGUCGAUGAGGACUUCGUAGCCGACGCUGCGAACAUCGAACAAGCUUGGCGAGACGAAUUCGUUUCGGCAUGCGCCGAUUUCGCCCAUAACAAGAUCAGUAAACGACGGUUGGAGCACCUGCAUCGUCAAAAUCCGAACGCAGGUCUGAAAGCGCUGGCUGAUAAACUUGCUGCGCAAGAGCAAGAUGCAACCACCAUCACCUUGCCUGAAACGUGGGACGAAGUCCUGCAAGGGGAUAAGCGAUCAGCCUUUCAGGACGAACCGAGAACGAAGCGAGCAGCCGCCUAUCAACGGGUCAAGGAUAGGCCUGCGGGGGAUGUUUGGGAUCAAAUGGUCGACGGGUGGGAUCAGUCGACACGGGAACUGCCACUCUAUGAGGGCACCGUGAAGAUGGAGACACGUGAUGCCGUCCCAUUAGGUUUCAAGAUCAGUGGACUCCUGUCGCCUAGCGAGGUGGCUGAGCUGACACAGACGAUCGAUGCACUCUGUCAUGGCUGGAUGAAUAGCCGUCCGAAGAAGGAACGAGAGGAAUGGCAGAGGGAGCGGGAGGAGCGGGAGGAGCGGAAGGAAGCCCCCGACGACUCGAACGACUCAGACGAAUAUCGCGAGUCGGACGAUCGCGAGUCGUCCGAAUAUCGCGAGUCGGACGAUCGCGAGUCGGACGAAUAUCGCGAGUCAGACGAUUGCGAGUCGGACGAAUAUCGCGAGUCAGACGAUUGCGAGUCGGAGGAAGAUCUCGAGUCAGACGAAUACCAUGGAGGGAAAAAUCGUCAAAAUUGUGCGAGUGAAGGCAGAGGUGCAGGGACUGGGGCCGGCAGGAAUAUCCCGGCGCCUUCCUGCGGCCGGCAUCACAAUUUCAAUGAGGCAAGUCCACAAAGAUUGUGA
Molecule: messenger RNA, 1818 nt
Organism: Filobasidium floriforme
Lineage: Eukaryota; Fungi; Basidiomycota; Tremellomycetes; Filobasidiales; Filobasidiaceae
Exons: 5
Coding region: 1-1818 (605 amino acids)
Source: RefSeq, a predicted model, not a curated record